Messenger RNA from Lineus longissimus, 3472 nucleotides. Its product is annotated as coiled-coil domain-containing protein 170-like. NCBI's taxonomy places the organism in Eukaryota, Metazoa, Nemertea, Pilidiophora, Heteronemertea, Lineidae. The record is from RefSeq and is a predicted model, not a curated record. The transcript has 12 exons. Bases 144 to 2600 code for a protein of 818 amino acids.
AAGCAAUGCAAAAGUGUCUCAUUCAUACUUGUGUUUAGCAGUGUAUUUUCACGCAGAGACUGGCCUGAUCGGCUCUAAGUUAAUCACAGUAUAUCUUUAAUACCUCAAGAUUCCGAUUUUGUUACAUUGAAACAAAAAUAACCAUGGCUUACCGAGAAAAUGGUCAUUCAAAUGGGCUCCCAGAUAUCCACAGAAAUGUGGGUGCCAGCACCAGAUACACUGUCACUGAACUGCGAUCAUCGGGCAGUAGCACUCCUCUGAACAGACCAGGAUCUCCCAAUCCUGGUUCACGUAAAAUGUUGCUUGAGCUUCAAGAACAAGUAAAGAUACUGAAAGAGGACUUGAGAAAGAAAGACUCCCUUAUCACCCAAAUAUCAAGUGCUGAGCCAGCCUACACAUCCAAGGUUUCUGACACAUCAGCGUUUGAAGCUUUGCUGUCAUCUGCCCUCCAACCACAAGCUCCAAACCGAGCAUCUGAGAUUGCUGGAUUACAAGUGAAAAUAGACAACCUUGAAGGACGGUUGCGGGAAUGCCAAGCUCAGGCAGACUGUAAGGACAUCCGAAUAAAAGAACUCAAGACUGAAAAUGAAUCAUUCAAAGAAAAUGAGGCCAGGUUACAAUCUGUUUUGGAGACGAUGCGAAGACAGAUUGAGGAGUUGGAACAUACGGCCGGAUCUGUCCAUUCGGUCAAAAGCAAGUCCGAAAUGGUCAUCUCAUCACUACAGAUGGACAAUUCUGAAUCUCGUGAAAGGAUUAUUGAAUUGGAAAGCAGAGUUAGGACCCUGUUGUCUGAGAAAGAGGAACUAGAGCAAUGCCGUGUGUCUUUUGAGAGGAAGUUUCACGAUCUCAUGUCACAAACCUCCAGUGUGCUGCGGAUAGAGGACUACAGCAGCAGUUCCAUGGAAAACGUCAUUGCCAAGAUUGCUGAUACGAUGCAGGAAAAUGCGAUUCUGAAAGGGAAGCUGGUAACACUCAAUGAGACAUUGGCCAAUACCGAACUUGAGACCAAAGCUAGCAGGGAAACCAUCAUGAGAUUAGUGUCUGAGGUUGGAAGGGAACAGAAAGCCAGCACUGCUACUUCAACGGAAAUUCAAAACCUUAGAUUGGAAAGAGACAAUGCCAUGUCAGAGAGGCAUGAACUCCUUCGGGAAAAUGACCUCCUGAAGGAACGUUUGGAGCAGACUACAAAGGCUUGGACUGCCACCCGCAACGAGUUGGAACAAAGGGAGGGCCGACUCAAUAAAAUUGACAGGGAACACAGAGAACGCAACUACUUGGCUAAAAAUAUGGAGAGCAGUCUUCACUCGUUUAAGGAGAGUCUGGCCCACUUGCUUGGCGAUCCCUACACCAAUGUUCAACCAACUGAAGACGCCAUCAAAGAAAAAGUGAGGGAACUUAUUGGCGCUGCUCUUGAGAGGAAACAGGUGAUUGAGGCUAUGGAGCAGAAACUUCGCCGUGUCACGGAACAGUACGACGCCCUGAGAGAAAAGAGUGAUAUCAACGAACGUAGGGCAAGGCGAGCUGAGGCCGACUUGGAGGACAUCCAGAGCAGGUUGCAUAACAUGGAAUCAGACUUUUCUUCCAGUGACAUCUUAAAGGACGGUCUCCGACGAGACAAGGACCAUUUCCUCAAGUUCAUGGAGAAAUUAUCUUCCAUCAUGAAAGUUGACCGCAUGAAUUCAGACAUUGGAUUUGACAUGUCGGGAGAGGCCCUGCUUGCCCGUGCAUCGCAGUUGAUAAAAUUGGAAACGGAAGCACUAGCUGACCGCAGCACGCACAUUUACAACCUCCAACGCAAGAUCAAGGCUAUGAAGCAGCAAUUGGAGAGCAAGGAUCUUCACUUGGAUCUCAUGCGGAAGAAGGUUGCCGGAAUGGAAGAGAAAUUGCACGGUAGGACAGACUUGGAACGGGAGAAGGACGGUGAAUCUAUGAAGGUCCGAAAGCUGGCCAAGGAGCUGGACAGAUGUCGAGAAAACCUGCGACUGUCUAGAAAUGAAAUUGUGGAAUUAAAGGCAGAGUUUUUGGAGUGCAGUAAUCUGAAGCUCACCUGCAUCGAACAAGACAAAGAAAUCUCCGGCCUUGAGAAGACAUUGGAGAAACUUGAGCGUGUGCGCCAAGUCCAGGCAAAGAAGAUUCAAGCGAUGAGGAAGAAUAUCGACGAGGGUGAUCGAGAUUCUGGAGAGAAGCGGAUCAUCGCGGAAGAUACUGUCCAGGCAUUGUCAAGUGAGCUGAGGACGACGAAGAGGCUGAUGGAGGAGGCGACAGACAGGGAACGAGAGCUUCUCGAACUGCGCCAGGUUACUGCAAGAAUGCUUGGAUUAGACAUCAAUACUCUCGCAGUUCCAAACUACGAAGUCAUUGCACGUCUCGAAAAACUUAUUCAGGCAUACCAGUCUGCGGGCUUGACGGGUUUCGCGAUUGACCACACAAUGGGAGAUAUGGAAGACGGGUUCAGAGCAGGGUACGAAGACGCCAAACGAUUUUUAGGCCCACGUGGAAGAAGUCCCAAGCGGCCGCAUCAUCACAAAGGGAGUUCAAACAAACAACAACAACGACCAAGGUCUACGUCACCAGUCCGACGGGAUCCACGACAGUACUAAAAACUGAUUCUCCAUCACGCUUUUUCGAUGACAGUUUUCUCCGCGGGGUGUUUUAGUGUGGUUGUGUUGAAACCCUGACUUCCACCGUUACUCAAAAAAUGAGAGAUUAUAGUUCUGUAAUAUUCAGCAUGUUAGCUCAGCUUAGUAAUCCUGUGGUAACAUCGAUAAUGUGGCAAAACCAAAAUGGCUGCCUCCCCUGCUAGAACAACCUGUGGAGAAUGCUGGAUGUUUAUAUUUCGCUUGCAUGAUGGUGCUCUUUCAGUGACACGUUGAACAUUGUACAAAACUGUCACCAUCAGAAUUAUGAUAUCCCUUCAAGUGCCUUAGAGUUCCUGGAGAAAUCUCUAGAUUAUAAAUCUCCAUAGGGGACACAGUCACUUACAGGUAAUUCCUUUUAAGGGUUAUCCUUUAAGUUUUGAUAUAGGUGUUGGUCGACAUCGUCAACACAGCAAUUGCCAAGUCCAACAGGAAAUCAAUAAACUCUGCAAAGUGAUGAUCUGUACAUUUUUGUGUGCAGGGAGCGUGAAAUUGAUGUGGACUCUCAACGAGUUUUGGGCCAACACGAACCUUUACAUGUGAUCAUGUUAAUUAAUUGCAAGACUGCCAAUGCCAUUGCUCCUAAAACCAUCCAUGUAGAUAGAGCUCUUUCAGAUUGGUAAUUGGUUUACCAAUUAAUUGAUCAACUCACAGAGAAAAGAUAUCAUAAUCUAUCACCCAAUUCAUACCUUAGGUAGGUAGAUAUUACACUAUCAAAAGUAUCAUUCUAUACAGCCUCCAACUGUAAUAUUGUUCGAAAUGUUUAACAAUUGCUUGUAAAAUUAUUUUGAUAUGACCCUGGAACGUUGCCAAAUAAUAUAUAAUUUUCAUUUCAU